Molecule: messenger RNA, 1414 nt
Organism: Colletes gigas
Lineage: Eukaryota; Metazoa; Arthropoda; Insecta; Hymenoptera; Colletidae
Product: phosphotriesterase-related protein
Exons: 7
Coding region: 188-1240 (350 amino acids)
Biological process (GO): catabolic process
Molecular function (GO): hydrolase activity, acting on ester bonds; zinc ion binding
Source: RefSeq, a predicted model, not a curated record
GUAUCGUACUUUACAUUCUUGUUAUGCAAUACGUGAACUGUGUUCAUCAGUGUAUAGUUGGUCGAUCGCGAAGUUGGACAUUCUUCGUGGCUUCUGUCGCGAGAAAAACUGCGUUUUUAACUGAAUAUUAAGGGUCAAAGAUCGAUUUUUGUUGGGUAUAUCUGAUAAUUCUUUUCUUGAAAGAAAGAUGACAAUGGAUCGCGUACAAACUGUGUUGGGAGAAAAAGAUUCACACGAGCUUGGCAGGACUCUUACUCACGAGCACCUGACUUUAAUGUUCGAAACUUUUUACGUUCCACCUCCGAAACAUUUGAAGCCUUUCCUGGACAAAAAGAUCGAACUUCGGAAUGUUGGAAUUCUCAGACAAUACCCCUACAGCAAUACGUAUAAUUUAACGUUUAAUGACGAAGACACGAUGGAUCCUAUUUCGGAAGAAAUGAAAUUCUAUCGCGAUUGUGGCGGUUGCACCAUUGCAGAGAACAGUAACCAUGGCCUGAAGCGUAAUAUUUCGUCAAUGAAAAAAGUCAGCAGAGAAUCUGGGGUCAAUCUUAUCGCUGGAACAGGCUAUUACGUGGCUGCGACUCAAAGUGCCAGCGAACUCCGAUUAUCGAAGGAAGAAAUGUACAAUGUAAUGUUAAGAGAGAUGACGAUCGGUUGCAUAGAGUGCCCUGAUGUCAGGACAGGUUUCAUCGGGGAAGUUGGAAGUACUUGGCCAUUCGAAGAUUUCGAGAAACGGUCUAUUCUAGCGGCUGGGGAACUUCAGGGGCAACUGAAGUGUCCUGUUACCUUUCAUCCUGGAAGACAUCACGAGGCACCGUCUGAGAUAAUGAGGCUGUAUCAGGAAGCUGGCGGUGACGCGCGAAAAGCAAUUCUCUCUCAUCUAGAUCGAACCUUGCUGGAUGAACAGAAGCUGUUGGAGUUCUCCGACGAGACGAAGUGUUACUGCCAGUUCGAUCUGUUCGGAGUCGAAUGCUCUUUUUAUCAACUGAAUCCGUCGAUCGAUAUGCCGUCCGACGCGCAACGCAUAGAUCACGUCAAAUUACUCCGGGACGAUAAAAAAUUGGAUCGCGUGCUUUUGAGCCACGACAUUCACACCAAGCAUAGAUUGAUGAGGUUUGGUGGUCACGGAUUCGCCCAUAUUUAUAACAACGUUCUACCGAGGAUGCUGGCAAAGGGUUUCACUCAAGAAGAAAUCGACAUCCUAACUAUUAACAAUCCAAAAACUUGGUUAUUGCGCUAAUUAUCAGCAUCGCGAGACCGUGUAGCAGCACACAACGCAUUCUUAAUAGCCUCAAGACACACUUGCGUACCAGAGACAGAUUAAGCUAAUUUUAAGUGGUAUUAUAAUAGAAACGAUAAACGCUCGGAUAAAUUUCAGAUACGUUCGGUUCAAAAAGUCACCGUGCACCAGAGA